Molecule: messenger RNA, 4682 nt
Organism: Frankliniella occidentalis (western flower thrips)
Lineage: Eukaryota; Metazoa; Arthropoda; Insecta; Thysanoptera; Thripidae
Product: transmembrane channel-like protein
Exons: 16
Coding region: 93-4661 (1522 amino acids)
Cellular component (GO): plasma membrane
Molecular function (GO): mechanosensitive monoatomic ion channel activity
Source: RefSeq, a predicted model, not a curated record
GCGCAGCGCGCUGCGUCGGCCACAUACACACUCUGCGUACCGCACCGAGCAUGGAGUGACACGACCAUGGACUAACUCCCGGGACGCUCACGAUGUCUGAGGCAAACACUGGCGGCCCCGCCCCGCCCUACAUGGGGCUGUCCGCGCUCCCCGGGGCGGCGGCGGGGGCGGGCGCCACAGGGGUCGCCGGCCGCCGCGGGAGGACGGCGUCGCCGUCCCUGUCCACGGCGUCCAACUCGGCCGCGGGCGCCGCGCCGACGACGCAGACGCCCACGACCGGCAUCCUGAGGCUCAACAUCAACAAGCCGCGGAGGAGUUCGGGGAGCUCGGUCGAGUUCAGGACGCCCCUCGACGGAUACAUGCAGGUGGAGCCCACGUCCCCGCAGCCCUCGGUGGACCGGCUGUCCGUCACGUUCGCGGCUGAGGAGCGCAGCAUCUGCUCCGACGCGUCCGUUCGCGUCAACGUGAUGCCCUCGACGGGCACCCUGGCCGCCAACGGCUACGGCCAGGACGCCGCCGACCGGACGGCGGCGGGGCUAGGCGACCAGGACGACGACGACGACGAUGACGACGAGGACUACUCCGUCAGCAUGUCGGCCAUCAUCCAGCGGAGAGCGUCGACGCGACGGUCGCGGCGCCGGACGAGCCGCAACCGGCGCGGCAGCCACGCGCGCCGGCCGUCCUCGCCGUUCAGCCCGGACGCCGACAGUGCCGGCGCCCCGCAGAGUCGGCGCCGCUCCUCUGUGUUCACCACCAGCUCGGCCGACACCGCGGUGUCCCUGGAGGGCUCCGGCGGCGGCGGCUCGGGCCCAGUGACCCAGGAGCAGAUCCUGGAGAACCUCCGCGUGCACAAGGAGGUCCUCGGCGGCGUCAAGAUGCAGCCGUGGGGGAUGCGGCGAAAGCUGCGCCUCGUCCGCCAGGCCAAGACGUACGUGAAGCGCCACGAGGGGCAGCUGCACGAACGUUUCGCGCACUCGCGCGCCACCAAGGACAUCGCCGCGCGCUUCAACCUGUGGAUGAUCAAGCGCUGGCAAUGGUUCCGUAGAGAGAUAUUCAACCUGCUCAACAUGCUCAUGCCGUGGGAGCUCCGCAUCAAGGAGAUAGAGUCGCACUUCGGCUCCGCGGUCGCGUCCUACUUCACCUUUCUGCGCUGGCUGUGCCUCGUCAACCUCGUCAUCGUCGUCGUCAUCCUGGCCUUUGUCUCCAUCCCCGAGAUCCUGACGGCGGAUCCGAAGACUGCCGGCGAGCGCAAGGAGAUGCUGGACGAGGAGCGCAAGACCGCGUACAACUUGUACACCCUGUGGGACUUUGAGGGCCCGCUCAGGUACUCGCCGCUGUUCUACGGCUACUACACGGACCGCGACAGCACGGACUGCGCCGGCAAGAGUAAGUGCGGAAAGGGCUACCGACUGCCGUUUGCCUACUUCAUGACGGGGUUGGCCGUGUAUGUCUACAGCUUCGUCGCCAUACUGCGCAAGAUGGCGUCCAACUCGCGCAUGAGCAAGCUCUCCGAGAAGGAGGACGAGUGCGCGUUCACGUGGAAGAUGUUCGCCGGCUGGGACUACAUGAUCGGCAACGCGGAGACGGCGCACAACCGGGUGGCCUCCACCGUGCUGGGCUUCAAGGAGGCCCUCGUCGAGGAGGCGGAGCGGCAGCGAGAGAAGCGGAACUGGCGCAUGCUCGCGGUGCGCGUGGCGGUCAACAUCCUCGUCCUCGGCAUGCUCGUCUUCUCGGCGUGGGCCGUGGUCCGCGUGGUGGAGCGCUCCACGGAGCCGGACGCCAACAGCAACAUUUGGCGGCAGAACGAGACGACCGUCGUCAUCAACAUCGUCAACUCCAUCUUCCCCAUCCUGUUCGAGCUGUUCGGCCUGCUGGAGCAGUACCACCCGCGCAAGACCCUGCGCGUGCAGCUGGGCCGCAUCAUGGCGCUCAACCUCAUCAACAUCUACACGCUCAUCCUCUCCCUGUUCCAGAAGAUCAACGAUAUGUCGAAGGAGAUGAUGGAGAUGGCUGCGCUCGACGGCAGCUUCUCCACGACCCUGCCCGCGCUGACGACGCCGAGCAGCACCCCGAUGAAGCUGCCGGGGGUCGACUGCCGCCCGAAGGAGGUCCCGUGCGGGCUGACCAGCAGCACCGCCCUGAUUGCGGCCCUGACGGUGCUGUCCGCCUCCACGACAACCGUCUUGCCGCCCUCCAACUCGACGUUGCCGUCCACACACAACGCGACGCUCGAGUCCCUCCCAAUCGUCACCACCUCGCCCAUGCCAACGACGACCAUGACGCCCACGCCACCCUGGCCGAGCGUCAAUGUCACCGACGACGACGACGGCGGCGGCGAGCCGGUCAGCUCCACGACGUCGCCGCCCCACCCCGGAUCCUCGGUGGACUUCACAACGUCCGAGAGGAUGUGGUCUUCGCCACCCUCGUCGUCAUGGUCGUCACCCGAAUGGACCUCGUCAUACCCCGGGUCGUCCACCACCGCCGAUGAGCCCUUCGAGGACGUCAUCUUCCACGUUCGGCAAAACGCAGCCGGCGACACCCGCGGACUGGAGGCGCUCUCUCAGUACCUGGAGGACGCAGCAGCUGCGGUGGACUACCACGAGGCUGCCAGGACGCCGUCAGCGCAGAGUCUGUCUCCUAGCGGCUACGACCUCACAGGCCCUUCCUCGACGGCACCCCCUUCCUCCUCCUCCGCGUCCACAGCCGACACAAACCCUUCCUCGGGGUCGCCGUCGGGGUCCACCGACUGGCCCAGUGUCGACCCCUCCGAGGGGGCGACGACGCUCAUGCCCGUGUCGUCGUCUGGGAGCGACCUGGAGGCAGGGAGCAGCCCGGCGCCGGCGACGUCUUCGGAGGAAGAGGAAAAGGAGGAUGAGGCCGCCGAGGACGGCUCUUCGAACUCUGCCACUACGGUGACCUCGGCCACCUCAACCAACUCACCCACCUCGCCCAUCUCGCCCACCGCGGGCACCACUAACGCAACUGCCACUGCUACGACGCAUGGCGCGACCCCGGGCACCGUCCACACGACGGUCGCUGUCCAUGCCCACGGCCUUCACCCCAACAACAACAACAACAACAACAACGCCACGGUGUGGAAGAAGCCCAAGAGCAAGCUAGAGACGAGGCGCGACAAGCGACGCCUGUGCUGGGAGACCAUGUUCGGCCGGGAGAUGGUCAAGAUGACCGUCAUGGACCUGGUCAUGACGGUGGGCUCCAUCCUCCUCAUCGACUUCUUCCGGGCCGUCUUCGUCCGCGUCAUGAACAACUGCUGGUGCUGGGACCUCGAGAAGAAGAUGCCGCAGUACGGCGACUUCAAGAUCGCCGAGAACAUCCUGCACCUCGUCAACAACCAGGGCAUGGUGUGGAUGGGCAUGUUCUUCUCGCCGGGGCUGCCCCUCAUCAACCUGGUCAAGCUGGCCGUGCUCAUGUACCUGCGCUCGUGGGCGGUGCUCACGUGCAACGUGCCGCACGAGGUCGUGUUCCGCGCCUCCCGCUCCAACAACUUCUACCUCGCGCUGCUGCUCACCAUGCUCUUCCUGUGCGUCCUGCCCGUCGGCUACACCAUGGUCCGCCUCACGCCCUCCCGAUACUGCGGCCCGUUCUCAAAGCUCAAGCACACGGCCGACAUCCUGACCAACUCCCUGAAGGACCUGCCGCUCUUCAUGCACGCCGCGCUCAACUACAUGGCGUCGCCCGGCAUCAUCAUCCCGCUUCUGCUGCUCCUGUCGCUCGUCAUCUACUACCUCAUCUCCCUCACAAACUCGCUGCGCGAGGCCAACAACGACCUCAAGAUCCAGCUGCGGCGCGAGCGCACGGAGGAGCGCCGUAAGAUGUUCCAGAUCGUGGACGGCCGCCGUGGCGGCGGCGGCGGUGACCUGGCCGACAAGUGGCAGCGGCUCACGGCCGCGCUGCCCUCGGCGGGGGCGGCCGCGUCGGUCGAGGCCGCGGGGAAGGGGGCGGCGGAGGCGGGCACCGCCAAGCCCGAGACGAGCAGGAGGAAGGCAGAGCUCCUGGCCCGCCUGCUCAAGCAUGCGCUGCGCAAGUCGUCGGCCACCUCGGACGAGGAGUCGGCCGUGCACACGGACCAGGGCGGCGGGCAGGAGGCCGGGGCCGGCGGCGAGCCCCAGGACGGCGACGACGCCACGGAUGCGGAGCAGCCCGACUGCCUGCCGGACGACGAGAAGGGCAAGACGACCCGGCGCAGCAGCCGCGCGGCGCGGAAGGCGCGCGCCAACGGCGGCCAGGGGAUCCGCGACGCGGUGGACGCGCUCAGGAGGCGCGCACCGGAGCCUGCGCAACCGCAGCCGCACCAGCCGCCCCGGGGCGGCCACCACCACCCGCACCAUCACCACCACCAACGCAGGCGCGCCGCGGACUCGCCGUCGCUGUCCUCCCACCGCGAGCGCGAGGACUCGGUGGCGUCCACCUGGUCCGACGGCAACAUCCCGGAGAUACGCAUCAGCAAGACGGAGAGCGCCGAGUGCGUCCUCGAGGGCCUGGACUCUGACGUCCCCGACGGCGACCAGCGCGCCGAGCCGCAGAGGCCCUCCAAGUCCGGCAGCUCGGACACCAUCGUGGCAGCCGAGGAGCUCGCACAGCGGAGACAGGUGCAGACACGGGGGAGCCGAGGCAAGAAGGAAAACGAAGUUCCACAUUGAUCUUUUUUUUACAGUAGUUUU